This is a messenger RNA of Racocetra fulgida, 208 nucleotides long. NCBI's taxonomy places the organism in Eukaryota, Fungi, Glomeromycota, Glomeromycetes, Diversisporales, Gigasporaceae. The record is from the annotation of a GenBank genome assembly.
GUACACAAUGACUCAAAAACUAACCGAAGACGAAAUUAAGGCAUUAAAACCCCAAUCAUGGGAAUUAGUUCCAGAAGGUGACGCCAUAAAAAAAUCUUUUAAAUUUAAAGAUUUUAAUGAAGCCUUUGGGUUUAUGACUAGAAUUGCUUUGAGAGCCGAUAAAGUUGGUUUAUUCAUUCAUUUGGAAAAUAUUAAUCAAAUCACUUAA